GCGCAACUCCUUCCUGGCUGCGCAUGCUGCAGCUCUGGACAGUCCAACGAUUUCCUCACGCGUCCUCCACUUGAAGAGACACGACUGCCUGAAAGAUGUUGCGAUCCCAUCUCAGUCACUGGCUGCGAAUCACGGUCUACCUUCGGGUGAACCGCUGGACGGACUGGGCACUGCUGGCAACGGCCAUUUUGGGCUAUGGAGUUGUCAUCCGACUAUGGACGCUGCCUGUGGUGCUGGACAAGUGGGCCAAUGCCUGGCAACAGACGUGGUGGGUGGCGCUGCUCGGACUGCUGCUUGGCGCUAUGGAGGACCUCUGCGUCUGCGUUGUUAUGCUCACAGUGCUCUGGACCUUCGACUACCUCACACUUAAGUCCCCGGCGAGGCGUCGUAAGCUGGCACAUCGACGUAGAGAGACGCGAAAAGCGGCUCUUGCUGCCCAGAACGCUGACGUGGAGCAAGGGUUACAGAGCUACACAGACGACACGGCCGCUCCAGCGUGGACGGAAGCUGUGGUGCUCACAGAACAGUUUGGACGCUUGACGGUGUAUGCGGUAGUAUUUCUACUAGCGACUGGUGGCCUGUGUUUGGACUCGGUGUUCCUACGUGCUCGUAAGAUGCGGUUCUCGGCGGACUUUGUAGCCAUGUACUUUCGCGAGUGGGAUGCUGCUGGUGAGCUGGAGAUUGAUGCUGCCGAAUGGUGGGUGCUCUUCUGGACAUUGCUGCUGACGGUUGGGUUAGCACUAUUUGUCGGUUUGCUUGGAGCUUGCUGGAUCAACCUCCUGGACUGGAAUGUACUGGGCAACUACGAGCGCUUACACAGCGACAAGAAUGAUGACGAUGACUCAUCUGGCGACUCGGACGACUCGGAUGAAAGCGAUGAUGACGACGACGACGAUUGUUCCUGUCUACGAGAUGUAUCGUGUCGAUUAACCCCACGAGGAGUGCUGCUCCUGUUAGUCGUGGCUUUGUUCUUAGCUACGUACAAGUUGGCAACGACAUUGCCGACUGUAGUGGGGCUGAUCGCACUAAAUCCAGUGCUUAGCGAGCCUAUCCGGUUGAGUGCUGGCGUGCAGUUUGUGGCAGAGCGGACAUCUAACUCCAUCAGCAACCGACCAAUGAGUACGUUCAUCGAGCAAGAGACCGAGCUGUCCCAGAUCUUCGACGACGACUCACUGUACCGCCGUACGUUGGCUUUCGACGGUCCGUUGGCAUUUGACAUUAAAGUUGGACGUGAUGAGCGGCCCAAUGUGCUGUUGCUAGUGAUGGAGUCGUUCCGGAUGCAAGACUCGCGAUUUCUGCUGGAUAGUGCGCUGGAGCAAGAGGUGGAGGCUGCAACUUCGUCAUUGUUACCGCCAAAUGUGACGCUAACGCCCAACUUUGACCGAUGGGCGUCUCGAGGUGUAGCGUUGCGAAACUUGUGGUCCACUUGGCGAACUAGUCGCUCUAUUGAGACUCUCCUCUUCGGGCAAAUGCCGUACGACAGUGUGACUGAAACGGGCACAACCUCUGGCCGUCUGGACACGAACCUUACGGGCUUGCCACAACUUUUUAAAGCGAAAGGCUACGACACCAUCUUCACCACAGGUACGCGCACAGACUACGAUUACUGGGACACAUUUCUACCUGCGCACGGGUUCGAUACAGUACUAGACCGCUGGGGGCUCGUGGACAUUGUGGAGAACGACCUAAACCUCAAUGACUGGUCUCAGGGCAACCACAUGCUCACUUAUUGGGGAAUUCACGACGAUCUGUCGUACACGGCGCUUUCCUAUAUCAUUCGAAGCCGACAGUUUGCUCAAAAUGUAGCCAAGCAGCAAGCAGAGCGUGACGCAGCAGCUGCCAAGAGGAAAACGCCUAGCAAUGAGACGGAGAAGCCUCUCCCCAUUACCACAGCGUCGACGAACCCGUGGUUUGCAACGCAUUACACGAUUUCAAGCCACGUGCCGUUCAACGAGCGUCCUGACUGGUUUUUCCGUUAUGUGACCGAGCAUCGAGCUGAGAUGGAGGAAUUUGCCCCACUGUACAGAGGCCACGAGCACGAAGAGCUUAUCCGCGACUACGUUCAGAUGCGCUACUUCUCAGACAUGGUGUUUGGUCGAUUCAUGGAGCAGCUGGAGAAAGACAAUGUGUUGAAGGAUACCAUCGUUGUGGUAGUAGGAGACCACGGCCAGGCUCCUGAGCGUGGUAGCGCAACACCAGAGCAGGACCAGAUCGCCACAUCUCGAAUUGCAGGCGCUAUCAUCGCCGAGGGCCGGAUACAGACCCCAGUGGUGAUUGACGAUGCAGCCUCACAGUCGGAUAUUUUGAACACAUUGGCGGACAUUGUGGGGCUACCUGUGGGAGGUUUACUGCAGACUAGCAUCGGCCGUUCAUUGAAGCGUAAACCGCCCAAGAGUGUCGGUAAACGGGUGGUCUAUAGCAACAAUCCGGCUACAAAUCUCGCUGCGGUGGUGGGUGAUAUUCGCCUCCACUUCUUUGCUGAGGGAUCGGAUGCUGUACGAGCUUAUCACACGCAGCGUGACCCGCGUCAGGAGCAUGAUCUUAUGGGCGAACUCUCGGGCGAGCGCGUACGAGAGCUUCUGCGGAUUUGUGACGACGGCCGCGCACUAAACGCGUACUUCAAACUCCGCUGGGACAACAAGUGUUUACUGCGGCCAACGUGCGAGCCGCGGCAGUAG
Phytophthora infestans T30-4 is the source of this 2678-nucleotide messenger RNA. Its product is annotated as sulfatase-like protein. Lineage: Eukaryota; Oomycota; Peronosporomycetes; Peronosporales; Peronosporaceae. The record is from RefSeq and is a predicted model, not a curated record. Bases 96 to 2678 code for a protein of 860 amino acids. The transcript is spliced from 2 exons.